AUGCGGCGAAAAGAGUUGAUGCAUUGGAGGUUACAAAAGUUCGAGAGUGAAAUUUUCUCACGGGUCUUAUUAUGGACUUAUGAUGAGCACUUGGAGUUUGGAAUGACUUUUGUGGUCUUCAUCCAUAUUCAUCGGUUCAUGCUCGUCGUCGUCAAACGAUUGACGGGAUGUCUCGAUCUGAUCAGUGUUAGGCGCCUCAAUUCCCUCGAGUUUCUUGAAAUAGGUGUCGUAGGCCUUAUGCUUCGUAUACUCCCGAGGGGUGGUGCGGUUCUGAAUGAGGUCGGCCUGCCGGAGCUCAUGUUCAUUAAUGCACCGCAUUGGCUCGCCCUCCACUGA
Striga asiatica is the source of this 336-nucleotide messenger RNA. Lineage: Eukaryota; Viridiplantae; Streptophyta; Magnoliopsida; Lamiales; Orobanchaceae. The record is from the annotation of a GenBank genome assembly.